Molecule: messenger RNA, 3404 nt
Organism: Anneissia japonica
Lineage: Eukaryota; Metazoa; Echinodermata; Crinoidea; Comatulida; Comatulidae
Product: cytosolic carboxypeptidase 6-like
Exons: 11
Coding region: 71-1447 (458 amino acids)
Biological process (GO): proteolysis
Molecular function (GO): zinc ion binding; metallocarboxypeptidase activity
Source: RefSeq, a predicted model, not a curated record
GAAGUCGUCGUGUGAAUAACCAUUAUCGCAUCCGGCGAUCGGAGGAGGGGGACUCGAAUGUGCUAAGAAUAUGGCGGAUAAAAAGCCAGAUUCAGCUGGGAGUGACAGUAGCAGUGAGGACCCAGUAAUUGGUAACUUGAACAAAUUUGCUGUAGUACCACCAGGUUACACGGCAAGGCCAAGAAAGGGACAUCUUAUAUUUGAUGCAUGCUUCGAAUGUGGUAACCUUGGACGAGUAGAUUACAUAACUGACUAUGAAUAUGACUUGUUUAUCCGACCUGACACUUGUAACCCACGCUUCCGAGUCUGGUUCAAUUUUACUGUAGAAAAUGUCAAACAAGACCAGAGAGUUAUAUUUAACAUUGUAAAUUUUAGUAAGACGAAAAGUUUAUAUAGAGAUGGCAUGUCCCCAGUCGUUAAGUCAACAUCAAGACCUCGAUGGCAAAGAAUUCCAUCUAAGAACGUAUACUAUUACAAAUGUCCAGAACACAGGAAGAAUUAUGUGAUGUCAUUUGCAUUUUGCUUUGACCGAGACGAGGACACGUACCAGUUUUCAUAUUCUUUCCCAUACUCUUACACCCGUCUACAGACUUACUUAGGUGCGAUAGAAAAGAGACGGCUUGACUAUUUCCAGCGAGAACUUAUAUGCUUUAGUGUUCAACAAAGGCGAUUAGAUUUACUGACAAUUACCAAUCCAGAAAAUCUUGCAAAUGCAUCUCAGCACGUGGUCUUCAUUACCGCACGAGUACAUCCAGGGGAGUCCCCAGCAUCUUAUGUUUGUCAGGGCUUAAUUGAUUUCUUGUUGAGUCAGCAUCCAAUUGCUAAGGUCCUGAGGGAACAUGUGGUCUUCAAGAUUGUUCCAAUGUUGAACCCCGAUGGUGUCUAUUUAGGUAACUACAGAUGUUCUCUAAUGGGUUUUGAUUUGAAUCGCCACUGGCACGAGCCGUCACCAUGGGCUCACCCAACGCUGCAUGGCACUAAGAACCUUCUCAUGCAGAUGGACGCUGAUACUAUGAAUACAUCUUUCAAUCGUGAUGCUAUGAAGGCUGGGACAGGACGUCGAUUCUUAGGCGGCAUUCUCAACAAGAAUACCAUGUGUUAUACUCUAGAGGUGUCCUUCUUUUGUUACACUCUGAAUCAAGGCAGUUCUAUAUACCCAUAUGAUGAAGAUAGCUACAUGAAACUAGGAAGAAAUCUAGCCAAGACAUUCUUAGACUAUUACAAGCUCACGUUGCUUAUCACACCAAAGGCAACACUUGUAGGCCAGGUCCAAUCAAAAUCGAGCCGUCCUUCUAAGGGCCAUCGAGUUACCGAUGGGCGGGCGCAUUCCGAGAUGAGGAAUUAUCCAAAACCUGGAGUUGUGUACGAUCCCAGCAGCUUUGGAUCGCAAAGUCUAAAUGAUAUGACCCUUAACUAUCGCCUACAAAAUCGUGACUUUAAGAGGUAGCAUCGACUAUGUGGAAAAUGAACUAGCCUAAAGCAGGCUUUAAUGGGGUUAAUAGCAGGCUGAAAUUACUCUCUUGGUUUAUGUCAUGUAGACAUCUACAGGAUGCAAUCAGGCCUUUAAAAGGUUCAAGAUCCUUAGCAAGCUCUUUGUCAGAUAUAGCAGGCCCUUUUGGAGGUACAGUAGUUCUAACCUGGAUCCUAGAAGGCUUCUGAGCAGGCUGCUAGAUAUCUUUAUAGGCCCCAGCAAGCCUUUUUGGCAGGACCCUAGCAAUAGUCGCUGGCAUGUUACAAAUUAGCCUAGGGUACUUGCAUGCCAUGGCAAGAUCCAAGCUGGGAAGAUUUUUGCUUAAUGAAUGCCCUAGUGCAAUGUGAUUACAGUAGGAACCUUUCAAUAUUAAAAGACUUCAGUUCCUGUUAAAUAGGUGCUAUGUUGCAUUGGUAUUCAAGUCUAUUUUCAUAAAGAUAGCAAUACUUUAUCACAUUGUGUCUUUGUUUAUUAUUAGAUGUCUUUCUAAAUUUAUUAUUAUUGGUUGCACAAAAUGAGCAACACAUUCCAAGUAAGCAUACUAAAGGAAAUCACACAUUAUGGUUGCCAGAUACUGGUGCUCUAUAUGAUAUCAUGGAAUAAAAAGAAUCCAUCUUGUCAGCUACAAUUUUUUUACUUGUCCUAUUUGUGGUGGCUAUUUCAUAGAUUAAUUUUGUAAACUCAACUCUCCUGAAAAAGAUAGCAAGAUUGAUUUUAGUUAUUUUUAAUAUUAAUUUGCAAUAUAACUAUUGUGGAGUACUUAACUUUUAUAACCAAGUCUAUAGAUUGUAUUUUAUAUGCAAGUCAACUGCAGACAGCAAAAUCAGCUUAAUUAUAAAUGUGCGCCUCAGAAAGUUAUUUCAAACUUAUUUUGAAUAGUGACAACAACGAAAGUAGGGCAUUCCCAAUGGGUAGGCCAUUCCCAAUGGGUAAUCCAUUUGUGCUUUCAAAGUUUCUAUUACAUUACAGUAUGUGUAUCUUGAUCAACAGGUCAUAAUUAUUACAUAUUUCUAUUAUUGAAUAUCCUUAUUAAAACAAUUGUUUUGUCACAAAUAUAUUCCAUUAUUAAUAGCAUUAUUGAAACAAAAUUAAUUUUCUAAUCAAAAUUAUUGAGUAUUAUUUUCAUCAUAAUCAAAAUUAUGAAUGUUUACUUUAAUAUUGUUCAUCAUUAUUCUAAGUGCUGUGUGGAUUUGACCUUUAAAAUAUAUAGAAUCAAACUUGCCUGAUGGCGUUAGACUCUGUCUGACUACAAAUAUGUUUUGAAAUCUAGAGCACUGAGAAUGUGUUUGUGUCAGCAUCGAUUGUAAAAGACAAGUUCUUACUGUCUUUAAAUAUCAGUUACUAAUUAUGUUUGUAUUAUUAAUUCACUAUGAGCACUAGCUGCUUGCAUGGCAUUAUUUACCAAACGGUGUGCAGCACCUUGACCGUAUUAUUUGAUGAACUUAUGCAAUGAUUCAAUUUGAGCAUGCCAUUAUUUACUCUAAGCAGUUACUGUGCUGUAGUAUGGUAUUGAACCUAUAGUAAGCAGUGGAUGCUUUAGGUUAUAUAAUUAGGGGGAGCAAGCAGUCAAACAGGGGCUUACAAAUUCUGGCAGAGGCCAACAGGGCCCAGGUGCCUAGAAAUUCUUGUAAAUUUUGGCUAUUUCAAGCUGUUCUCUGAUGUUUUUGAAUGUAUCAUGCUUAAAGAUAUUAAAACAUUGGGUUUUUUAAAAUUUUUGGUUUGACAAAUUGUGGCAGAUGGGGCCUUGGCCUGUUCCACAGGGAUUAAUGGGCCCUUUCCCACUGGUGCUGGAAUUUACAGUACCUACCAUAUGUAAUGUAUCAUUUAUUAUACUGUGUAGGCAGCUACUGUACUACAUACUAAUUACAUACCCACAUGCUGGUGUGUGGAGUGUACAUUCUAUUGAAUUAAAAAAAGGAAAUUCACCUCAUAA